Messenger RNA from Pterocles gutturalis (yellow-throated sandgrouse), 3009 nucleotides. It is a transcript of the gene AMER3, whose product is annotated as APC membrane recruitment protein 3. Gene Ontology annotation, cellular component: plasma membrane. Gene Ontology annotation, biological process: regulation of canonical Wnt signaling pathway. The transcript has a single exon. Gene Ontology annotation, molecular function: phosphatidylinositol-4,5-bisphosphate binding; beta-catenin binding. Bases 1 to 3009 code for a protein of 1002 amino acids. The record is from RefSeq and is a predicted model, not a curated record. Lineage: Eukaryota; Metazoa; Chordata; Aves; Pterocliformes; Pteroclidae.
AUGGAGCUCAAGAGAGGAAAAACUUUCAUAAAAUCCAGUGCGCAACAUGAGAAAGUGCCACCGGUGCACACAGUUCCUAUUAACAAAGACGAUAUGGGGAAGGACAAAAAGGCAGCUCUGGAGGGAAACCAAAGUGUAGCUGAAGUCCAGUUGGCAUGCUUGGCCACACACAAGAACUACAGAUUUUCUACCAGAGCAGCACGGAAUGGAGCUGGUGACCACAGCCUGGAAAAAUCAUCUGGGUCCUCCUACAAACUUGUAAGGAAGAGUAAAACCCACGAUUGCGUUGCUGAGGCAGACAAAAUGGAGCACUGCAGCCCCAGCAGCAGGGCUUCUGAAGAAGGUUUUUCUGGAAAGGGUAAGAGCAGACUUGUCAAUAGCAUCAGCUUCUCAGGGGUGUCCAGCUCCAGCAGUUGUGUGGUCAGCCCCAGCCAGUCUGCAUGCAGCAGUCAGAUGAUCGAUUACAGGAACUUUGUGCCACAGAUGCCUUUUGUACCAGCUGUUGCAAAAACCAUACCCAGGAAGAGGAUUUCCCUCAAGAGAUCUAAGAAAGGGCUCAGAGACAUUUUUCAUAUUAAAAAAACCAAACCAGACAACCUCACAUUCCUGGUUGAGAAGGACAAGAACCUGUCCUCUCCAGGCUGCAAGAGUGAGCUGUCUGGGCGUCUUGCAAAAUACCUUUUCAAAACCGGAGAGCCGUUUGCAGCUGAUUGCUUGUCACAAGACUGCUCAGACAGUGAGCUGCAGUCUGACUCUUCCUACGACUACUGCAACACCCUGUGUGAAGAUGUCGCCUCGCUGAAGAGCUUUGACUCGCUCACUGGCUGUGGGGAAAUCUUUGCUGAUGAGAGCUCUGCUCACUUGGAGCUAGAGAGCAGCAAAGAAGUUCUGCUGAGACGAAGCAAGCACAAAGACAGCCCUGUCAUGGGCUCCUUCCAAGGGGGUGUGGAGCAGCUGGCCUCUCCUGGCCAGAAUGAGACCGUUGAAUUUGCAAAGUUUUGGGACAAUAUCAACAAAUCAGUGAGGCUACAUCAGAGUGCUCUGUUUGACAAGAAGUUACAAAAGGUACCCGGUCCUGAUGGGGAAAAGGCUAGAAGCCAGGCUGCUGCAUCUGUGACAGAGCCUCAAGUGUCACCUGACAAACAUAGUGACAAUUCCAAAGAGAGCUCCAGAGAAACAGGAACACCAAAAAGUGACAACCAGGAAUCCACAUCCACAAGUGAUGAAGGCUACUAUGAUUCAUUGUCUCCUGCACAAGAUGAUGAAAUGAAGGAAGCUCAGACCCCUGGGGUUCCAGGUAGAUUUCCAAGAGAAAGCUACAGUGGAGAUGCCCUUUAUGAGCUUUUCUAUGACCCAAAUGAAGUCAAAAUAAACCCAGUCCUGGACGAUGACUUGUGCACAACUGAAAGCAUUUCAGAACAAGCCAUUGAAAUCCCUUUGUCCAUUUACAGCUUUCAUGUUGGAGCUGAGGAGAACAUGGCCUCCCAACCAACUCUAGACAUUAUCAGCCAGGGUUUUUUCCACAGCACAUGGAAAGGUAAAGAAUGUUUGCUAAAGCUUUGCGAUACUGAGCUUUCACUGACUAUGGGGAUAAUAAACUGGCUGAGAAAACACUCGGGACUUGUUUCCUCCCCUGACUCUCUUCAGAGUCCUCAAUCACAGCUAGAAAAGUCUAACGAUUCAUCGAUCUUGCCCAGCCCCAGUCCAGAGCAGAAAGUGAGCACAGAAGCUCAGCAGGAGAAAUCAAGCAAGGAAGAAACUAAUACAUUUAACCUACACUUGUCUUUGGAUGAAAGCAAACACGCAAACCAAGCCUCUUCAGGAGAUGUUGCUGAAAGAGACCACAGCCUGGACUCUUGCCCUAACACAUUUAAUCUGGAUUUACAAGGAAAGGAAGGGAGUCACUGCAAGGAAUCAUCUACAGUGCCUGGGACUGUGGAAACCACCAAAGCAUCAAGUUAUGCACCACAACCAUGGGCUAAUGGAGACAAUCUGCAGAUAUCUUCAACUGAGAAGGAGAAGGCAACAAUUUCAGAAGGAUGCAAGACACCUGGAGAUAAAAACCUACUGCCAGAAAAGUUGAACGUGGAGAGUGGCUUUCAAAGCUCUGAAAACCCUUCAUUCGAUGAUAAUCACGAAGUGGAAUCAUGUUACUCCUACAUGACUGCUGCAACCUCACUCCUGGAUCCCCUUGAGAAAGAGGACAGAAAUAAACCAAUGUAUCACUCUCUCUCAAUUUCCUGUGACAAACCACUGCAGCCUCUUACUCUCAGACACUUCCAGAGCUACAUUAGCCCCACAUCAAUGGAGAGCAGCACUAAUAUAGUACAGCUCUUAGAGCACUGUGUAACACAAGUGGCAUCAUUAAAAAUCAGCUAUGAAAACAAGCACCUGGAAGACAAAUGCAUUGGGAAUGAAAUGAACAAUAUUAUUCAUAAGAUGUCUCAGUACAAAAAUAAGUUAUUAUUGCAAAAUGAGUGCAACUGCAUUGUUCAAAAUCCAGAAUAUUCAAGUAUUCCUAGCACAAACCAAUGCAACUAUGAGACAAGUUUCCAAUCCAGCAGUCUGUAUCAUUUGAAGCAAAAUGGGGAGCAAAUUUGCUCUGAAGAUCAGAAAAGUAGAGCAAAAAUCCUAGAUGAGAUCACUAGAAGCAAGAUAAAUUUUGACUAUGCCCAGCUAAAUAAUCAAGCACUCUCUUAUUUAAAAGACUUUACAUUUGAUAUCAGUCCAAGUGACUCUGUCUCUCCUACAACUCUUAGUAGACCAACAUUUUUACCUCUCUUUAACUCUGUCUGCUCAGACAUACCUGCUACUUUUUCCCAAGCUUCAUACAGCACCACUGCCUCUCUAGCAGACACGCUGCAGCCCAAGGAGGGCAAGCAGGGCAGCCCAGGGCCAUGGAGUUAUGCAGAGACCCCCUGCAGGGGCCUGGCUGGAGGGUGCGGUCUGUCCCCUCACCCAGAGACAGCAACCCUGGACACAGCAGUGACAGGGAAGAACCACCCAUAA